GACAGUUCACAGCUGUAGGGCCGUUCUCGCGAGAUCACGCGAGGCGAUAAGUUGAAGAAACAUGGCGACGUCUAAUUUGUUAAAGAACAAGGGGUCCCUACAGUUUGAGGACAAGUGGGACUUGAUGCGGCCCAUCGUUCUCAAGCUGCUCAGACAAGAGCCAGUCACAAAGCAGCAGUGGUUUGACUUGUUCUCAGAUGUCCAUGCAGUGUGUCUAUGGGACGACAAAGGACCUGCCAAGAUUCACCAGGCCCUUAAAGAAGACAUCCUAGACUUCAUCAAACAAGCCCAGGCUCGGGUGCUGAGUCACCAGGACGACACGGCGCUGCUGAAGGCCUACAUCGCCGAGUGGAGGAAGUUCUUCACACAGUGCGACAUCCUGCCCAAGCCCUUCUGCCAGCUGGAGAUCACCCUGAUGGGCAAGCAGGGCAGCAACAAGAAGACCAACGUGGAGGACAGCAUCGUACGCAAGCUGAUGCUGGACACGUGGAACGAGUCCAUCUUCUCCAACAUCAAGAGCCGCCUGCAGGACAGCGCCAUGAAGCUAGUCCACGCUGAGCGCCUGGGCGAGGCCUUCGACUCCCAGCUGGUCAUCGGAGUACGAGAGUCCUAUGUCAACCUGUGCUCCAACCCAGAGGACAAGCUGCAGAUUUACAGGGAUAACUUUGAGAAGGCCUACCUGGACUCUACAGAGAGAUUCUACAGAACCCAAGCCCCGUCCUACCUGCAGCAGAACGGCGUCCAGAACUACAUGAAAUAUGCAGAUACCAAACUGAGAGAGGAAGAGAAGCGAGCGCUGCGCUACCUGGAGACGCGGCGUGAAUGUAACUCUGUACAAGCACUUAUGGAGUGUUGUGUAAACGCACUGGUGACCUCGUUCAAAGAGACGAUCCUGGCAGAAUGUCCGGGGAUGAUCAAGCGCAACGAGACCGACAAGCUGCACCUGAUGUUUUCCCUCAUGGACAAGGUUCCUAGUGGAAUCGAGCCAAUGCUGAAAGACUUGGAAGAUCACAUCCUAAAUGCUGGGCUGGCAGACAUGGUGGCUGCUGCUGAGACUAUCACUACUGACUCUGAGAAGUAUGUGGAGCAGCUGUUGACUCUGUUCAACCGCUUCAGUAAACUAGUGAAGGAGGCGUUCCAGGACGACCCGCGCUUCCUCACCGCCAGAGACAAGGCGUACAAGACUGUGGUGAAUGAUGCAACGAUAUUUAAACUGGAGCUGCCUCUGAAACAGAAAGGUGUGGGCCUAAAAAGCCAGCCAGAGUCCAAGUGUCCAGAGCUGCUGGCCAACUACUGUGACAUGCUAUUGAGGAAGACCCCUUUGAGCAAGAAGCUCAGCUCUGAGGAGAUAGAGCUCAAACUCAAGGAAGUGCUGCUGGUAUUGAAGUAUGUGCAGAACAAGGAUGUGUUCAUGCGCUACCACAAGGCCCACCUGACCAGACGUCUUAUCCUAGACAUCUCAGCCGACAGCGAGAUAGAGGAGAACAUGGUGGAGUGGCUCAGGGAAGUGGGCAUGCCAGCGGACUACGUGAACAAGCUGGCUAGGAUGUUCCAGGACAUCAAGGUGUCCGAAGACCUCAACCAGGUCUUCAAAGAGAUGCACAAACACAACCGGCUGGCCCUGCCAGCCGACAGCGUGAACAUCAAGAUCCUGAACGCGGGGGCGUGGUCCCGGAGCAGCGAGAAGGUGUUUGUGUCGCUGCCCACCGAGCUCGAGGACCUGAUCCCGGAGGUGGAGGACUUCUACAAGAAGAACCACAGCGGCAGGAAGCUCCACUGGCACCACCUUAUGUCCAACGGCAUCAUCACCUUUAAGAACGAGGUGGGCCAGUACGACCUGGAGGUGACCACCUUCCAGCUCGCCGUGUUGUUCGCCUGGAACCAGCGGCCCAGGGAGCGAAUCAGCUUCGAGAACCUCAAGCUCGCCACCGAGCUGCCCGAUGCCGAGCUCCGACGCACCCUCUGGUCGCUGGUGGCGUUCCCCAAGCUGAAGAGACAGGUGCUGUCCUACGCGCCGUCCGUCAACUCGCCCAAAGACUUCACCGACAGCACUCUGUUCUACGUCAACCAGGACUUCUCCCUCAUCAAAAACUCUAAAGUCCAGAAGAGGGGGAAGAUCAAUCUGAUUGGCCGGCUGCAGUUGACCACGGAGCGAAUGAGAGAGGAGGAGAACGAGGGCAUAGUUCAACUCAGAAUACUCCGAACACAGGAGGCCAUCAUCCAGAUCAUGAAGAUGAGGAAGAGGCUGAGCAACGCCCAGCUGCAGACGGAGCUGGUGGAGAUCCUGAAGAACAUGUUCCUGCCCCAGAAGAAGAUGAUCAAGGAGCAGAUCGAGUGGCUCAUCGAGCACAAGUACAUCAAGCGGGACGAGACGGACAUCAACACCUUCAUGUACAUGGCCUAGACACGCCCCGAGGGAGGGAGAGAGAGAGAGAGAAAGGGAGAGAG
Messenger RNA from Gadus macrocephalus (Pacific cod), 2448 nucleotides. Its product is annotated as cullin-5. Gene Ontology annotation, cellular component: Cul5-RING ubiquitin ligase complex; SCF ubiquitin ligase complex. The transcript has 19 exons. The record is from RefSeq and is a predicted model, not a curated record. Gene Ontology annotation, molecular function: ubiquitin protein ligase binding. Gene Ontology annotation, biological process: SCF-dependent proteasomal ubiquitin-dependent protein catabolic process; protein ubiquitination. NCBI's taxonomy places the organism in Eukaryota, Metazoa, Chordata, Actinopteri, Gadiformes, Gadidae. The coding region runs from base 62 to 2404 and encodes 780 amino acids.